This is a messenger RNA of Oryza sativa Japonica Group (Japanese rice), 1395 nucleotides long. RefSeq names its product ethylene-responsive transcription factor ERF039. Gene Ontology annotation, molecular function: DNA-binding transcription factor activity; DNA binding. The record is from RefSeq and is a predicted model, not a curated record. Lineage: Eukaryota; Viridiplantae; Streptophyta; Magnoliopsida; Poales; Poaceae. Gene Ontology annotation, biological process: regulation of DNA-templated transcription.
CAAUGAUGGGUUGCAGCUGACACACACUGCCAGUACUACGUGGUUAUACUGCUAAUGCGUCAUUAGCUCAGUUAAUUAGCCAUUGAGAGGCGAGCUCGAUCGAGGUGAGGAGGUUAGCUCAGCUGUCGCUGUGAACACGGAGCUCUCUCUCUCUCUCUCUCUCUCCUCUCUCCUCUUCACCCGCUGCCGCCCACUACUACUAAAACGGGCAACUCAUCCACCUCCUCGACGCAGCCUCACUCCUCCUCCAUUGCUACCUCAAGCUCCAGCUCGAGCUCGAGGCUUUGCUUUGGCCGCAAUGCCGGAGCUGGAGGUGUGUAGCCCUGCGUCGUCGGGUGGGGCGUCGCCGCCGGAGUCGCCGGUGGAGGGGAGGAGGGGAGGAGGAGGAGGGGAGAAGAGGGGGAGAUCAGGGGAUGGCGGGAGGCACCCGUCGUACCGCGGCGUGCGGAUGCGGGCGUGGGGGAAGUGGGUGUCGGAGAUCAGGGAGCCCCGGAAGAAGUCGCGCAUCUGGCUCGGCACGUUCCCGACGCCGGAGAUGGCCGCGCGCGCCCACGACGCCGCCGCACUCGUCGUCAAGGGCCCCGCCGCCGUCCUCAACUUCCCGGACAUGGCCGCCUCGCUCCCGCGCCCGGCCUCCGCCUCCCCGCGCGACGUCCAGGCCGCCGCCGCCCGCGCCGCCGCCAUGGAGCCCCCCCAGCCGCCGCCGUCGUCGCUCACCGUGCAGGCCGACUCCGCCGCCGCCGCAUUCCUGACGCCCAAGAACGGCGGUGUCAGCGGCGCCGGCGCGGCGGACGACGAGCUCGAGGCGAUCGUCGAGCUGCCGCGGCUCGACGAGCUGGACGCCGCCGAGCUCGUGUUCGGCGCCGCGUUCCAGGACACGGCGGCGGAACACCCGUGGUGCGACCCCGUCUGGAUCGACGGCGGCUACGCGGCGGCCGCCGCGGCGGCGGCGGCGGCCGCGGCGCACGACGACCUGUUCGGCCUCGACGCCGACCACCAUGGAUGGGCCCAGUCGGUUGGUGCCCUCUUAUGGAACCUGUGAUUCGAUCAUAAUAAUAAUUAAUCUCUAAUUAAUUACCAAGUAAUUAACAGCUCUAGCUUCUUUAAUUUUAAUCUCUCCUUUUUUUUCCAGCUUCCUAAAUCUGUACAUAGGUUUCCAGUUUUUUUUCUUCUUUUUUUAAUCUUUUUUCAGGCAGGCUUAAUAUAUAUUUCUGCUUGAUUUUUUCCCCUUUCGUUUCAAGUGUCCUGUAGCUUUGCCUUUUUGUUCAGUUUGGGGCUCUUGUCUUCUGAAUUUGUCUUCCCUCUUGCCUAGUGGCUCUACCUGCAGAGUGUCAACUAAGCUAAGUCAUUAAUGACUUAAUUAUGUAUAAUAAAAAUCUUUACAUGCAAGCACUA